AUGAAUACGAUACUUCGCGAUGCUUUUCAAGUGCUAACCAGUGAAGCGAAAGAUUUGUUUCUCCCUGCCAGCAUACCGGAAACUUUCGGUAUUCCAACAUCGUUGGAGUUUGUACGAGACUAUGUUGCCAAGAAUAUACCGCUUGUGAUGCGUGAGUCCAUCACCGAUUGGCCAGCGCUAGAGAAAUGGAAUUCCAAGUUCUUCCGAGAAACUAUUCCGGACAAGGAAGUAACAGUAGCAGUAACCCCCAACGGCUAUGCGGAUGGGUUGGCCUUGCACGAAUCGGAAGAACACUUUGUACUCCCAAUGGAGCAAACGAUGCGCAUGGCCGAUUUUCUGUCAGCGCUAGAUCGAAAGGACUCGGACAGUGUAUUUUACAUACAACGACAAAAUUCCAAUUUAACGGAGGACUUUGGCGAACUGUGGAACGAUGUCUGUGAGGCGAGUCUGGAAUUUGCUUCUGAGGCGUUUAACAAAAGUCCUGAUGCGGUCAACUUCUGGAUGGGAGAUGAAAGGGCCAUCACAUCCAUGCAUAAAGAUCCCUACGAAAACAUCUAUUGCGUAAUAUCGGGGUACAAGGACUUUAUCUUGAUUCCGCCGAUCGAUUUACACAACGUUCCUAGAAAGCGAUACCCGAUGGGUAUUUAUAUGCAAGAGGAUGACAAUAAUCUCGUGGUGGAGCAAAUACUGGAUGAAAUCGGUAAACCGCGUCUUAUUGAAUGGGUUAGCGUAGAUCCUCUGGCACCGGACCUGGAACGCUUCCCGUCGUUCGCGAACGCAACAACGUACGAAAUCCGACUCAACGCCGGUGAUAUGUUGUACUUGCCAAGCCUGUGGUAUCAUCACGUGCGCCAAAGUCACAAAUGCAUUGCCGUCAACUUUUGGUACGACAUGGAGUACGAUGCCCGUUACUGUUUUUAUAAAAUGGUGGAGAAGCUGUGCAACUAUGGCCAAUGACGGGCGAAAACUUGUUGAGUCUGUGAAUGUUAUUUUGUCUUUCUGUGUUAUUAAGCAAAUGACUAGAGCCUUCUGUUCGUUCAAUAAUUGUAACUAGCUUUCAUGUGCCAAUGCGUAAACACGGUUACUUUUGUCCGAAAAAUUGUAUA
Messenger RNA from Anopheles cruzii, 1106 nucleotides. RefSeq names its product bifunctional peptidase and (3S)-lysyl hydroxylase Jmjd7 (gene JMJD7). Bases 1 to 957 code for a protein of 318 amino acids. Gene Ontology annotation, molecular function: 2-oxoglutarate-dependent dioxygenase activity. The record is from RefSeq and is a predicted model, not a curated record. The transcript is spliced from 6 exons. Lineage: Eukaryota; Metazoa; Arthropoda; Insecta; Diptera; Culicidae.